This is a messenger RNA of Cercopithifilaria johnstoni, 1803 nucleotides long. Lineage: Eukaryota; Metazoa; Nematoda; Chromadorea; Rhabditida; Onchocercidae. The record is from the annotation of a GenBank genome assembly.
AUGCCACUGAUAGCAUUGGAUCCAUUUGAUGGCUUAUUGGCACUUGCUCGGCAUACGCCAAUACCAACACUGAACAGUUAUAUUAUCAUUAGUUUACUGCUAACUAUUGGAUCCGUUUUUUAUGCUAAGUUAACGUUUGCAAAAGAUGAGAUUGAAAGUCGUUUGAGAGGUAUUAAUGAAACCUUUCGAAAAACCGACCCAACAGGUGCCUUAAUGACAUCUACACAUCUUCAACAAUUUUAUUACGUACUACUUCAUCCUACUUUUGGAUGGGUUUUUAUCAAUAUGUUUUGUGCAGUCUUGGCAUUAAUUGCGAAAUUAGCAACGCAUGCGACGGUUGGGAAGCUGGGAGCCCAGGAGUCUGUACUUUUACGUGAUCGGUUGUGCAAUUUUUUGCUUUACAAGGCAGUAUUUUUAUUUGGUGUAUUAAAUAGUGUUGUGCACGAAGAAGUUAUUGCAUGGGUUUUAUGGUUUGCAUUACUUGCAUCAGUAGCUGCAUUGCAGAGUAUUAUCGCUUACAAGUUGAAAUAUUUGAUUUCUUCAAUACCUCCAAGAAGAAUUUUACUUCGUAUUAUGGGAUUGGCCAUUCUUUUACUAUUGAUAUCAUUCGCAUUUGUUUCGUUUGCAUUCACCGCUUUUCGUUUAUUUCCAAUCAGCAUCGCCUUAUUUAUCCUUGCUGAUGCUAUUAAGUCACUAUUAAGAAGUAUUUAUGUAAUAUCCAAAUCUGCUCUCUUACUGGAUAAUGUUUCCAUCUAUUUGUCAUCCAUCAAUCUUACGACUUUAACAUAUUAUCUGGAAUUUUUGCAUGAUCUUACUAUUGAUUGUAUCGAUUUGCUGCAUUACACUCAUAUGCUGCUAUAUUCACAAGUUGUAUUAAGUAUGGCAUGCAUUGUAAUUUCCAUGCAGUUGCGAUCAUUUUAUAAAUCGUUCGUUUCUCGCAUUGAGCGGCACAUCAAAUAUAAGCGUAUUUGCAAACAUAUCGAUAUGCAUUACCAAAAAGCAACACGAAUCGAAUUAAAUAAUUUAAAAGAUUGGUGUGCAAUAUGCUGGGAGCAAAUGGACAGUGCUCGAAAGCUUCCAUGCAAUCAUUUCUUUCAUGAAUGGUGUUUACGAAGCUGGUUAGAGCAGGAUAAUUCUUGUCCAACUUGUCGACUAGCACUUCCAUCUUCGAAUAAUCCAGCAGUUACAGAAGGUCCACGAGAACGGUCACGGGCUGCAAUAGUGCAACCCUUUAGCCAUGUCUUUCAUUUCAGUGGUACUCGUUACGCGCGUUGGUUACCAUCAUUUUCUGUUGAAUUGUCGCAUAAUGUUACACCCAGUUUCUUCCAACGUAACAGAUUUGGAAACACAGCAAAUUCACAGUUGAAUUCUUUGGCUGAACAAGUUCGAGAAAUGUUUCCACAGCUCGAAAUGGCCGCAAUUUUGGAAGACUUGCGUGAAAGUGGUUCAGUGCAGGCGACUGUAGAAAAUAUUCUCGACAGCCGAUUUCGGCAGCGAAAUAUUACACUCGAUUCAGAUGAGGAACCUUGGAAUGCUGCGGAUCUGCUUUCAUCUUCUAACUCCUCCGCGGAAUCAUCGGGUGAAUACGAAGAAACUUUGGCGCCGUCAGGGUCUUGUUUUAGCUCUCGUCCGGUAGAGCAUCGAGACAUCUUUUUGCAAAGAAAAGAAAUACUUAUUCAGCGCCAUCGGAAGAAAUAUAUUGCAUCCUAUCGAGGCAAAGAUCUUCGAAAUAUCUAUGGAAAAGAUGUUCCAAAUACGAGGGAUCCAUAUUCGUUCAGGCAAAGAGGGAAACAUGAUUCAUAA